Paraphaeosphaeria sporulosa is the source of this 777-nucleotide messenger RNA. RefSeq lists its product as uncharacterized. The transcript is spliced from 2 exons. Gene Ontology annotation, cellular component: mediator complex. Gene Ontology annotation, biological process: regulation of transcription by RNA polymerase II. Gene Ontology annotation, molecular function: transcription coregulator activity. NCBI's taxonomy places the organism in Eukaryota, Fungi, Ascomycota, Dothideomycetes, Pleosporales, Didymosphaeriaceae. Bases 1 to 777 code for a protein of 258 amino acids. The record is from RefSeq and is a predicted model, not a curated record.
AUGAAAUACCACGGCGUGUACUAUAUCCCGAACCAGGGCGCGCAGCUCUCGGCGUCGCUCGACUAUGUAAAGGCCAUUGUGGCCGGCAUCGAGUCCAGCUUUCCUCGUGCCGACAAGGCUGGCACCUGGGCACUCACCCACCGUAUGCUCCGCGACAACCCUCCGUACAGCGAGACAACCCAGCCAGACUACCCGCACGCGUACCAGCACCUGCUGCACGUGUCCACCGUCACCCCAGACCGCGCGUACAACCUUAUCCAACACCCGCCCAAGGCUGGCCAGGAUGGCAGCGUGAGCACCACGCCGCAGAUUGCCAUAGCAUCGUUCCCUAUGGCCCAGGGCGAUGCACAUGCCACCUUCCUCGCCAACCAGAUGCCGCUUCUCUGGACCCCGCCGCGCAUGCUCGAUGUCGUAAACGGCAAGACCUUCCAGGCGGGCGACUUCCUCAUAUACGUUGGCGAGCUUCGGUCCCGGCGCCAGGCGCAGACAAGCAACCACACUUCUCCGGCUGUUGUCGUCUGCGUCUCUACUCACGCCGGGGGCCCAGACAACGACGACGGCACUUCGUCUCCGCCGACAGACGACGGCGCUAUCGAUUUCGAGUACGCACAAGCUUCGAUCCGAGAGCUAUGGAACACCAUCAAGAAGGACAUCACCUUUGGCCGUGCCGAAGUCCGCGAGCACAUGCAGCCUACUGAAGACUUUGGCCGUGGCGAAGAGCAGAAUCGCGAGGCCGUCGUGCGCAUGUGGUGCGAGGCACUGAGCCCCAGAGCCUGA